Molecule: messenger RNA, 967 nt
Organism: Notothenia coriiceps (black rockcod)
Lineage: Eukaryota; Metazoa; Chordata; Actinopteri; Perciformes; Nototheniidae
Product: anoctamin-10-like
Exons: 2
Coding region: 515-967 (150 amino acids)
Source: RefSeq, a predicted model, not a curated record
CUACAUCUUGUAAAUGUUGAGAUUUUUUACAAGAGAGGUGACCCUAUAAAUGAAGUCUGCUCCAAAUAACUAGUGUUGGUUAAAUGCAGAAACUUUAUUAGCUCUUUGUGGUUCUCUGUACAUGUGACGAUAAAAAAGGAUGAUUCAUCCUCUAGGCAAGGUGAAUGCCUCAGCCAAAUAUAAUAGCAAUCCAUUAGUUGCUGAAAUAUUUCACUGAAAUAAUUGUUUUCCUCUGGGGACCGUCCAUGCACAAAACAGUUGCUGAGUUAUUUCGAUGUCAACCAGCGUGAUGGCAUUUUUAUCCCCAGAGCCAUGGCGAUAGCAUGACCAAAAAAAACACAAGAUUACAGAUUACAUUCUUGUUUCAAUAAACAUGAGUACUUAUAUGCUUUAUUUCCCUAGCUCCCAGGUGUAGACAAUAUGAUGUCAAGAUGAUGAGAAAUGUUGGAGAUAACUUGCGUAAAGGAUCCACAAACUAAAAGCAUUUUAUUAUCCUCUCUCUCUCAGACUCAGCAUGAGUAGGGCAGAUGGUGAUGAAGGCGGAGGUGGCAGCAGUGAAACAGCCCAGCAGACGGAGGAGAAAACUCCAGAGGGGAAGCUCCUGGACAAACUGAGUGCUACUACUAGUAGCCCCGGCUGGACUAAAGUCAGUUGUCCCUGCUGUGAAUCGCAGCGGGUGGAGCCUCUGGUUCUGGUGAAGCUCGGAGAGAAAGUUCGCCCUGAGACGAAGAGGUGGCUCAUGAGAGUGAUCGGAGCUCCUCAGAAAGAUGGAGGUGCUGCAUUGCUGGCCCAUCCGGGCGAGGACGCCACUGGUGACAUCAUCGUGCUCUCCGCCCCACGCUGCACGUUACUGAGAGCCACUGAAGAGCUGGGCCUCUGUAAGACGUACCACUCCGGGGACAUGGAAGCCUUCUCCUACAACGACAGAGACAGCUUCAACGAUUCAGGUACGGCAGUGGAGCCAUGA